AAAAUUCAAGAAGAAUGACGCAAAACAGUAGGAGGGGGCGCCGUUGGUUAGACGGAUCUUUCGAGGCACAUAAGAGACACGUCAGGUCGAGAUGUUUACUGCUGUGCUCUGAGUGUUUGUGUGCCGUAUCUUCCCUGUGAAUUACUAAACACUGCAACACCAAAGAAGAGACAAUGGGUGACUUGGGCCAGUGGUUCAACAGUCUGCCCCCGAUGACCAAAUACUGGUUUGGGGGCACCCUUUCAUUUUCUCUCAUUGGUCGCUUUGGCCUCAUCGGUGGAGAAUGGCUUAUCCUUCAGUAUAGGCCUUUAUUCCAUGGUUUUCAACUGUGGAGGCCAUUCACAUCAUUAUUCUUCUAUCCAAUAGGCCCUGCUACUGGAUUUCAUUUCUUGAUUAUGGUUUAUGCCCUGUACAAGUAUUCAUUAAGGCUUGAAACAGGUCACUUUGGGAGAAACCCAGCAGAUUACCUCUUCAUGCUUUUGUUUAACUGGUUGUGCUGUGUCAUCUUUGGACUGAUUGGAGGGAUGACAACACUGAUGGACCCUAUGGUGUUGUCUGUACUUUAUGUGUGGUGUCAACUAAACAAGGAUGUCAUUGUCAGCUUUUGGUUUGGCUUCAGAUUUAAAGCCAUGUAUCUUCCAUAUGUACUAGUUGGUUUCAAUUUUAUCUUCUUUUAUGGAGGAUUCAAUAUGUUGUUGGGAAUCAUAGUUGGCCAUCUGUACUACUUCCUCACCAUUAGAUACCCACAAGAUUUUGGUGGAGCGACCUUACUGCAUACUCCUGAGAUAUUGUACAAGUUUUUCCCUGAUCAACGAGGUGCGUCAGGCUUUGGGCAGGCUCCCACUGCUCCUAGACCAGCAGCAGGCGGUGACACUGGUGGAUGGGGUGGAGGUCAAAGGGGCAUUUUCCGAGGUCAAGGACACACCCUAAAUUAGGUUUUUUCUUCUGCUUGUAUUUAGUUAUACUUUGCACUUUUUGUUGUUACCUAAGUUGAAAUAUGUAAUAUUACCAAAAUGCAAAUGAUCUUGAAAAUCUACUUAUAAGAUUUCUUGCCUCAGGAGCAUUGUUUCAAUGAAAGAUUGUAUAAAGUAAAGAAUACUGAUUUCUGUAUGAUUCUUAAAUAAAGCUGAAUAAGUCCUAAAAAAAGGUUAUAAUACAUUUUCAUUGUGUAUUAUGAAGAUUGGCUAAAGACUAAAAACACUAAUUUGAAAAAAACCCUUCAUUACUGCCAAUCCCAUAUUAUUUAAAGGGUUCUGAAUUUGUAAAGUACCUGAUUUCCUAACCUUUGUGCAUGAAAUAGAAGUGACUGCAUUUUUUAUGUAUAAAAGAGGACUUGUUUCAUAUAGUAAACUAACUGCUACUACUUGGAACUUAUUUGCCAAAUAAUACAAGUACCCAAAUGUGUCUUGUUCAGUCUGAGUAAAAAAAAAAAUAAAAAAACAGCUGCAUAGUCAGGAGAGAGAUUAGAGUGUGCAUCACUGAUCACUUCUGGGUAAAUGUGUGUGUGGAUCCAUAAUUAGUGCAUGUAGUUAUCAUCCUAAAUGUAAAUUUUGAAUUGAGUAAAGAGUUUGAGUAAA
This is a messenger RNA of Portunus trituberculatus (swimming crab), 1577 nucleotides long. It is a transcript of the gene Der-1, whose product is annotated as derlin-1-like. Gene Ontology annotation, biological process: endoplasmic reticulum unfolded protein response. Gene Ontology annotation, molecular function: ubiquitin-specific protease binding; misfolded protein binding. NCBI's taxonomy places the organism in Eukaryota, Metazoa, Arthropoda, Malacostraca, Decapoda, Portunidae. The record is from RefSeq and is a predicted model, not a curated record. The transcript has 6 exons. The coding region runs from base 174 to 935 and encodes 253 amino acids. Gene Ontology annotation, cellular component: endoplasmic reticulum membrane; Hrd1p ubiquitin ligase ERAD-L complex.